This is a messenger RNA of Closterium sp. Naga37s-1, 1332 nucleotides long. The record is from the annotation of a GenBank genome assembly. NCBI's taxonomy places the organism in Eukaryota, Viridiplantae, Streptophyta, Zygnematophyceae, Desmidiales, Closteriaceae.
AUGAACGCGCACGCUGCAAACGAUUGCUCCCCAUUACCUCUUCCCGCCUCCCCGUUUCCCCUUCCCGCCUCCCCAAUUCCCCUUCCCGACACCCCAUUUCCUCUUCCCGCUCCCCACUACCCCUUCGCGCCUCCUCGUUUCCCCUUCCCGCUCCCCAUUACCCCUUCCUGCCUCUGCAAUUCCCCUUCCCGCCACCCCAUUUCCUCUUCUCGCUCCCCAUUAUCCCUUCCCGCCUCCUCGUUUCCCCUUCCCGCUCCCCAUUACCCUUUCCCGCCUCCCCAAUUCCCCUUCCCGCUCCCCAUUACCCCUUCCCGCCUCCCCAAUUCCCCUUCCCGCUCCCCAUUACCCCUUCUCGCCUCCCCAAUUCCCCUUCCCGCUCCCCACUACCCCUUCCCUCCUCCCCGUGACCCCUUCCCGCUUCCCCAUUACCCCUUCCCACUCCCCAUUUCCCCUUCCCGCCUCCCCAAUUCCCCUUCCCGCCUCCCCGCUUCCCCUUCCCACUCCCGAUUAUCCCUUCUCGCCUCCCUUCUCAAACUGCCGAACACACAUCACAGUCGCCGCCCGAUCGCACAGCCUCGCUACCACCCCCUCAUCCCCCCCUUUCUCCCUCUCAUCUCCCCCCCUGCUCCCUGUCAUGUCCCCACCUUCUCUCUCUCAUGUCACCCCCUUCUCCCGCUCAUUCCCCCCCAUUCUCCCUCUCAUUUCUUCCCCUUCCCCCUCUUAUAUCUCCCCCUACUCCCUCUCAUUCCCCCCAUGAAGCCCCUCAUUCCCCCCCUUUCUCCCUCUCAUCCUCCCCCCUGCUCACUGUUAUGUCCCCCCUUCUCUCGCUCAUUUAAAUGCCACAUAACCUCCCUCUCAUUUCCCCGCAUUCCCCCCCCCUUCCCCCUCUCGUUUCCCCCCAUCUCCCUCUCCUUUCCCCACGUGCUCCUUCUCAUUCCCCCCCCCUUCUCCAUCUCGUUUCCCCCCCGCUCAUUUCCCCCCCGCUCAUUUCCCCCCAUCUCCUUUCAUUUUCCCCCCUUCUCCCUCUCAUAUGCUUCUAACCCCUACCCCAUACCCAUCCAUCCCCUGUCAUACCCUUCCAUUCCCUUCCAUACCCUUCCAUACCUUCCAUUCCCUUCCAUACCCUUCCAUUCCCUUCCAUACCCUUCCAUUCCCUUCCAUACCCUUCCAUUCCCUUCCAUACCCUUCCAUACCUACCAUUCCCUUCCAUACCCCAGCCAUACCCUUCCAUACCCUUCCAUUCCCUUCCAUACACUUCCAUUCCCUUCCAUACACUUCCAUUCCCUGCCAUUCCCUUCCAUUCCCUGCAUUCGUGCACAGGCAUAUGACUAG